CGAGGCCAGUUGAUAUUUGACUUUUGCUAGCUAACGACCGGCGUCGAAGAAAGCCGUCGGUCAUUGCGUCGAGUCCAUUCAUUGCGAUUCCAUCGUGUCUCCAUAGAAUUUAUCCCGAAAACGGUAAAAUUGUUGUCGUCCCAAGCCAAUGAAACUCCCACAUAAGCGGUGGGGAACAAGCCAGUCUUAGGGAUCUACGGCUCCCUUUCCGUUUCUGGGGUCCUAGUCAAUUCGAACUAUCGGGUCCUAUUUUGAAACUCCAUACGGGAGGUCCACAGAUCUUCACUUGUCAAGUGAGGAAAUCCUCCGUAAAACCGCAUGAACGGGCCUUUAGUGUCGAUUUGAAAACCUCAGAUACCCCGAUAUCCCACGUGGCAUUAUCAUGAUGCGUUUCCUUCCUUUUCUCCUCGUUUCGAUAACUCACCUUUAGUCCCUCCUUCAACUCACCUCGGUCGCUACAGGGCUAGGCUCCCUCACCGUCCAGGUUAUACAACCAAAAAUGCGGUCGAUACUCAGGUUAUGGAUAUUAUGGGCCUCCCUUUUGACCCUGGGUCUUGCGGCUGGUAGUAGCUCUUCAGCACUGACCGAAGCACUCGAAACUCUACCAGCUUGUGCUCUCAAAUGUCUGUUAACAGCCGUUCAAAGCUCAUCAUGCGGCGCAACAGAUCUCGCCUGCCAGUGUGCAGAUCCAGAAUAUGUCUCUUCUGCUGAGCUCUGUGUAAUGAACACUUGCACAGUCGUAGAGAUGCUUAGCGCGAAGAACACCACGCAAACAAUGUGCCAAGCCCCGAUUCGCAAUAAGACAGUCGAGUACAAUGCCGUCUCAACAACGCUGAUGGCCAUUGCUUGUAUUUUUGUCCUCGUCAGACUUGGAUAUAAGAAGUUUUUCACACAAAUAGAUCUUGGCUUAGACGACUGGUUCAUCUUCUUGACGCUCAUCAACUGCGUACCAUCGGCCGUGAUCAACGUCAGCUUGCUCUCAUACAACGGAUUAGGCAGGGAUAUCUGGACCUUGACACCCGAUCAAAUUACGGACUUUGCACGGGCAUUCUUCAUCAUCACGCUGUUGUACUUCUCCGAGGUCUUCGUGUUGAAACUGUCCCUCCUAUUCUUCUAUCUGCGCAUCUUUCCAGGAAGGGGUAUCCGACGAGUAAUAUUGUGUACUGUUGCGUUCGACGUCCUGUUCGGUGUCGGGUUCAUUGUCACUGCUCUUCUACAAUGCCGACCAAUCAGCUACAACUGGACCAACUGGCGAGGCGAGGGCGGUGGGCAAUGUAUCGACAUCAGCGCAGUGGCUUGGGCGAACGCUGCUGUUAGCAUUGCUCUCGACUUGUUCAUGCUGGGCAUCCCGCUGUCGCAGCUGCGAGAGCUUAAGCUGCACUGGAAGAAGAAGAUUGGCGUUGCCUUGAUGUUUGUCGUUGGAACUUUUGUCACCAUCGUCAGCAUUAUCCGUCUGGCAUCUCUCGUCGAAUUCCGCGAAUCAACAAACCUGUCAUGGGACUACUUUGGCGUAUCAAUGUGGUCGACGGUCGAGAUCACCAUCGGCAUCAUCUGCGCUUGCAUGCCUUCGAUGCGACUCAUCCUCGUCCGAAUCGCGCCCAAGGUCUUCGACUCCACGCUCAUCAGACCUUCGCGUUAUUACUACAACAGGAAAAGCAAGUCAAUCACGCUCUCCCAGGCUGCGAGGUUGGCCGACAAGGGAAAGUCUUCUCAGUCUACCGAAACAGAUGUCUCGUCGGGUCCCAAGUCCGCCGCAUCCAGGAACUCUUGGUUGCCGCCGCAGGUGCGCACGAGCUGGCGCGUCAGCCGGUCCGCUCACGACAACAGGAUCAUGGCAGAGGGUGUGCUGUUCUCGAGGGCAGUGCCACCCGAGCUGAACGAGGAAGACGAGGGGCACCUUGUGGCGAUGGAUACCCUGGAACCACACGCCAAUUACCGAACGGAAGUAAGGAUAACGGGCGGCGAGACAAUCUCGCGCGACAGCACGCCGGAGCCGCGCAGUCCACAACACCCAAACUUUGUGUGAGAAAUUGAUGGCAGGCGGAACAUGUUUUAAACAAAUAUCACAGAGAUGAUGUGCACGACCCAGUUGAUCAGCGUUAGAUACCCAGCAAAGCUCAUGACGACACGCAAAAUAACACAUAUAGCUAUAUCAUUUGUAAUUCCCUAGAUAGUCAAAUUUUCACAGACCACACACUGAACCAAUUCAUCGCAUCUGA
Truncatella angustata is the source of this 2219-nucleotide messenger RNA. RefSeq lists its product as uncharacterized. Bases 500 to 2026 code for a protein of 508 amino acids. The record is from RefSeq and is a predicted model, not a curated record. Lineage: Eukaryota; Fungi; Ascomycota; Sordariomycetes; Amphisphaeriales; Sporocadaceae. The transcript has 4 exons.